Molecule: messenger RNA, 912 nt
Organism: Bipolaris maydis ATCC 48331
Lineage: Eukaryota; Fungi; Ascomycota; Dothideomycetes; Pleosporales; Pleosporaceae
Source: RefSeq, a predicted model, not a curated record
AUGGAUGACAGCAUUGACAAAAGCGAUCCCUUUGACGAUGGACCCGCAACCAAGCUUAUUCGACCCACAGCUGAUUCUUCCCACGUCUCAGGUUGGAAUCCAAUUAACAGGAUCUCUAAGAAAUCGACUGAGGAUUGGGCUCAUGGGAAGUCUGAUCCGGAGUACAGUUCUCACAACGCUCUCGAUGAGGAACCCAUCGAUCCAGGCUUUGACGAAAAGUACUUUGAUCAUUACGGCUAUAUAAACUACAUCAACAGCUCACAAAUGAAAAAGUCUACAACUACCACCACCCAUGAACAGCAAAACAUAGCAUCUCCUCAUAGAAUUCUGGACCGCACUCCCAAACGACCCAAAACGUCCUACGCACACCUCAGCCGCGCAACAGACGAACCAACCGACCCUUGGGAGCGCGAUACAGUCUCCACUCGACACUCGACACCCAUCAAAAAGCCCUACACUGCCGAAGAAGAUGCAUGGCUCGACCUGUUCCACGCCAAGAUACGCGGCGCAAUCGAAGCUGGGGCAGUGACAAGGGUCCCAGGACCUCCCCUCGUCCUGCAAGCCUUUAACACAUUUUUCAAAAAUAAGUACUCGGUACAGGAAGAAGAAGAUGGUGGGGCGGCCGCUGGGGAGAGUGAGUGGACCCCGCGGAGUUUUGGUUCAAUGUAUAGGAAGUUGCGGUGUGGAGGAAGCAAAGUAGGCCGGGAAAGGGAGAAGUUGAGCAAACUGGUGGGGCAUAAGAAGCACGGGAGGAUGUAUAUACCGGAGUUGAGUGCGGAGGAGGUGGAGGCGUAUCAGAGGGACAGGACUGUUGUUUUGGAGGAUGUGAUUUUGGAACGGAGGGAAGAAAGUAUGGUGGAUAUACUGCGGGAGUGCAGUGGGAGGGUAAGGAAGAGGAAGUUUGGGGACUGA